UAUUUUAAAGGCAACAGCAACCUCGCUAAUCAGAUUUACGCUUCUAUUUUGCGUCUACAAAUGGGCUUCUAGCACAAUAGGGAAUACGACGUUUGUGCAGUAUGUGCUUUAGGAAGACGCAGUAACAGCGUUCCAAACCUAAAACUAAAUGUGUUAAACUCUGCAUAAAGACGUUUUAAUUGCACUUUUUUGAUUUGACUAAACCUACUCAACCGUUACCGACAGAAUAGUAGAAGGCCAGGGACUCGACCACUCGGUUCCACCUGCCCAGUCAGCAAUUCAAAUAGUGUUUCGUGUGUAGAUUAAAAUUAAGGUAAUCACUGUAUUCACAGCAGCUUUUAAAAUAUUUGAGUGUACCCACAUUUGGGCUGAAGAUGCACCUUUUCAGUGCUUGACAUUGUAACCUUCCUCGUGGUAUACUGUGUAGAUAUGCCUGACGGUGCGUUGCGGUAAGUCAAGGGUAGACAUUGCCCCAUAAAACCUGUCUGUGACACACAAUUAAACGGUGCGACCUCCCUUAAAAUCACAUGAUGGCAGCGUAUAAAGGGAGGUUCUCCGAGUAAGAAGCCUACAUACAUUAGCGGCGAACACAGCAGGCUACACAUACAGAAAGAAGACAACGGUUGCCCAAAUCGCAGAAUCAGAGAUGCAGUCGCUGGUGAAACACAACUACCACCCAGAAUGUGAGGCGGACAUCAACAAAUUGAUCAACACCAAGCUGGGCGCAUCCUACACGUACCUGGCCUUGGGGAUGUUCUUUGACAGGGACGAUGUGGCCUUGCCCAGCUUCUCCAGCUUCUUCCUGGAGCGCUCUGGGAAGGAGAGGGAGCAUGCGGAGACCCUGCUGGAGUACCAGAACAUGAGGGGGGGAAACGUUCUGCUUCAGACCGUAGCAAAGCCCAGCAGAGAGGACUGGAAGGGAGGUCUCGAUGCGAUCUCCUUCUCUCUGGACUUCCAGAAGUCACUGAACUCCUCCAUCCUGGAGGUGCACCGCCGGGCCGGCUCACACACCGACCCUCACCUCUGUGACUUCCUGGAGCAGCACUUCCUGGACGACAGCCACAAGACCAUGAAGCAGCUGGGAGACUACGCCGGCAGCCUGGGCCGACUGGUCUCCUCCCAGACUCAUGGAGCCAUGGGAGAGUACCUGUUUGACAAGCACACUCUGUGAGGCUCCCCUGGCUCAGAUGACCUGGGGAGCUGCCGGACAGAAUCCCCCUCUCCUCUCACCCUUCGUCUCCCCUCCUCUCCUCUUCACCCCCCCUCCUCCUCGUGCCACCUUCCCUCUGUGCUCACAUCUCAGCAGUGACACCUCCAGGUUAGUCUAUCAGCAAUAACCCCAUACCUCAUGUAUAGUAUAUACACUCAACACCCAGAACUGACAACUAAAGCAAAACAAUACCUAGAUACCUCAACAAUAUCCUGUUUACCAGUGCUGCUGAAACAUCGGUGUGAUGUUCCAGUGUUUGUCAAAUGAGCAAGCAUUCCAGCAGUAUAUGCUACUUUGUACUCUGCAUUCCUUCCCACCUUCCAACUCUCCUGUACUGUCAACCUCAUACUCAAUAUUCUAAAUCUGAGAUUGGUACAUUUUAAGGAUUUCAGAUCAAUGUAAACAAAGUCAAAUUUAAUAAAAAAGAAGGAUUAUA
Hypomesus transpacificus is the source of this 1646-nucleotide messenger RNA. Its product is annotated as Ferritin, lower subunit-like. The record is from RefSeq and is a predicted model, not a curated record. Gene Ontology annotation, molecular function: ferrous iron binding; ferric iron binding. Gene Ontology annotation, cellular component: cytoplasm. NCBI's taxonomy places the organism in Eukaryota, Metazoa, Chordata, Actinopteri, Osmeriformes, Osmeridae. Gene Ontology annotation, biological process: intracellular iron ion homeostasis; iron ion transport. The coding region runs from base 647 to 1171 and encodes 174 amino acids. The transcript has 5 exons.